This is a messenger RNA of Cajanus cajan (pigeon pea), 3749 nucleotides long. The record is from RefSeq and is a predicted model, not a curated record. NCBI's taxonomy places the organism in Eukaryota, Viridiplantae, Streptophyta, Magnoliopsida, Fabales, Fabaceae.
CUCUGACUCGCAUUAAAGUUGGUCUAGUCGUCUCCACCUUUACUUCACACUAGAAGUUUCUUGGCAUGUUCAACUGAGUUAGCAGCCAAAACACCGCCAUUGCAAUUUGCAGUGCUUCUGCCACCAAAGUAAGGCCUUCUUUAUAUGCUUCUCUCCCUCUCAACUCAAGCAUUACAACUGCCUCAUGUUCUGUACCAUGUCCAUGAGGUCCCUUCUUCUCUUCUCUUUCUUGUUUUAUUCUGUUUCUGCACUAACCUCCGAUGGGGUUACUCUAUUGUCACUCUUGAGGCACUGGACAUCUGUGCCUCAUUCCAUAAACACCACCUGGCUUGCCUCUGAUUCCACUCCUUGCUCCUCUUGGGUAGGAGUUCAAUGUGACCAUGCCAACCGUGUUGUCUACGUUAACCUCACAGGUUUUGGGAUUUCUGGCCAAUUAGGACCUCAAAUUGGAAACAUUACUCACCUACACUACUUAGACCUUGCUCAUAACAACCUUCAUGGCCAAAUACCUGACACGUUCAAAAACUUGCAAAACCUCAAGUUUAUAAGCCUUUCAUCUAAUCAACUGUCUGGCGAAAUUCCAGACUCCUUGACUCAAAUCUCUCCACUACAACUAGUUAAUCUCUCUGAUAAUAGUUUAAGUGGCUCCAUUCCCACAAGUAUUGGGAACAUGACUGAGCUGUUGUGGCUGUAUCUUAAACGUAACAACUUGUCAGGGACAAUUCCCUCAUCCAUUGGGAACUGCAGUAAAUUACAAGUCUUGUUUUUGAAUGAAAAUCAGUUGGAGGGUAUCCUGCCUCAGAGUCUAAACAAUCUCCGUGAUCUUGCUUCUUUUCGUGUCCCUAAAAAUAGACUUACGGGUACCAUUACUUUGGGUUCCAAAAAUUGUAAAAAUUUACAGUCUUUGGAUCUCUCAUUCAAUGAGUUUAGUGGAGGCCUUCCCUCAAGCUUGGGGAACUGUAGUGGUUUGUCAAUAUUUGCUGCAGUGAGCUGCAAUUUAGUUGGGAAUAUUCCAACCUCCUUUGGCCUACUGACCAAGCUUUCUACUCUACGCCUUCCCGAGAACCAUUUAUCUGGAAAAAUACCAUCAGAAAUUGGCAACUGCAAGUCUCUGACAGAGAUACAUCUGUAUACCAAUCGACUUGAGGGAAACAUUCCAAGUGAGCUGGGAAAACUAAGUAAACUGGUGGAUCUUGAAUUGUUUACCAAUCAAUUAACUGGUGAAAUUCCGCUAAGUAUCUGGAAGAUUAAAGGUCUUCAGCAUCUCCUUCUGUAUAAUAAUAGUCUUUCUGGGGAACUGCCAUUGGAGAUGACGGAGCUCAAGCAACUGAAAAAUGUCACGUUGUUUAACAACCAGUUCUCCGGAGUCAUACCUCCAAGCUUGGGAAUUAACAGCAGUUUAGUUUUGUUGGACUUGACAAAUAAUAAAUUCACCGGCACCAUCCCACCAAAUCUGUGUUUUGGCAAUAAGUUAAGCAUCCUGGUUAUGGGCUUCAAUCAACUUCAAGGUAGCAUACCUCCUGAUGUUGGGAGCUGUACAACCCUUCGAAGGUUAAUUCUGAAAAAUAAUAAUUUUACUGGGCCUCUUCCUGAUUUUAGAAGCAAUCUGAAUCUCGCAUAUAUGGAUAUCAGCAACAACAAAAUUCAUGGAGCAAUUCCAUCAAGUUUGGGAAAUUGCAGAAAUCUCACCGACUUAAUUUUGUCCAAGAACAAAUUUACAGGGCUUAUACCCUCAGAGCUGGGGAACCUUGGGAAUCUUCGGAUUUUGAAUCUCGCUCACAACAACUUAGAAGGUCCCUUGCCCUCUCAGCUGUCAAACUGUACCAAAAUGGACAGGUUUGAUGUUGGAUUUAAUUUCCUAAAUGGUUCGUUGCCAUCCAGUCUGCAGAGCUGGAUGGGACUAACCACACUAAUUUUGAGUGAGAAUCACUUUAGUGUGGGCAUCCCAGCUUUCUUGUCGGAAUUUAAGAAGCUUUCUGAACUACAACUUGGUGGCAAUAGGUUUGGAGGCAAAAUUCCUAGAUCGAUUGGUGCAUUGCUGAACUUGAUGUAUGGACUGAAUCUAAGUUCAAAUAGGCUGAUAGGUGGNAUUCCUGCAGAGAUUGGGAACCUGAAAAACUUGCAAACCCUAGAUCUAUCUCAGAACAGUUUGACAGGAAGCAUAGAAGUUCUUGGUGAACUCCAAUCCUUAGUUGAACUCAAUAUUUCAUACAAUUCUUUUCAUGGUCGUGUACCUAAGAUUCUAAUGAAGUUUUUUAAUUCUCCUUUAUCAUCAUUUAUGGGCAAUCCUGGCCUAUGCAUCAGUUGUUCAGCGUCAGAUGGUUUGGCUUGCACUGAUAGCAGCUCUAUAAAACAAUGUGAUAACAAAUCAACCAAACAGAAAGGCCUCAGUAAAGUUCAAAUUGUGAUGAUAGCUCUUGGGUCCUCAAUAUUCGUUGUUUUGCUGUUGCUGGGAUCAGUUUAUAUUUUUGUUUUUGGCAGAAAAGCUAAGGAGGAAUUCCAUAUCUCUGCUGAAGAUGGUUCAUCAUCCCUUCUUAAUAAAGUCAUGGAGGCUACAGAAAACCUAAAUGACAGGUAUGUUAUUGGCAGAGGAGCUCAUGGAGUUGUUUAUAAAGCCCUGAUAGCUCCAGACAAAGCUUUUGUUGUGAAGAAGGUGGAAUUUGCUGCGAGCAAAGGGAAGAACUUGAGCAUGGUUAGAGAAGUUCAAACCCUUGCAAAAAUUAGGCAUCGAAAUCUGGUCAAAUUGGAAGACUUUUGGUUGAGAAAAGAUUAUGGUCUAAUUUUAUACAGCUACAUGCCAAAUGGAAGUCUUCACGAUGUUUUGCAUGAAAAAACACCACCAACAACCUUAGAGUGGAAUGUCCGGUAUAAGAUAGCAGUUGGAAUUUCUCAUGGAUUGGCUUAUCUCCAUUAUGACUGUGAUCCUCCCAUAGUGCACCGAGACAUCAAGCCAAGCAAUAUACUUCUAGACUCUGAUAUGGAGCCUCACAUUGCUGACUUUGGUAUUGCCAAACUUUUGGAUCAGUCUUCGUCUUCAAAUCCUUCCAUUGGUGUGCCGGGUACCAUUGGUUAUAUUGCACCAGAGAAUGCUUAUAUGACAGCAAAUAGUAGGGAGUCUGAUGUAUACAGUUACGGGGUAGUUUUGCUUGAGCUGAUAACCAGAAAGAAAGUAGCAGAUGCUUCGUACAUGAAUGGUACUUAUGUGGUGGAUUGGGUUAGGUCUAUGUGGAUGGAAACUGGAGAAGUUAAUGAAAUUGUUGAUUCAAGCCUUGCAGAGGAAUUUCUAGAUACGCAUAUAAUGGAAGAAGUUACCAAAGUGCUUAUGGUGGCUUUGAGAUGUGCUGAGAAGGAUCCACACAAGAGACCAACAAUGAGAGAUGUUACGAGGCAAUUAUUAGAUGCUAAUGCACGGACAAAAACAAGUAUAAAGGGGUAGGUUUCUCAUAUCUAUAAUCAUCAUAGCAGUUUGCUCCUUAUCUGGCGGAAUGGAAUGGAAUGGGUGUGGAAGUCAAGGGACAGAGCACAAGCGUGGUAAAAAAAUGUAUAGCCAAGUUGUAGCUAGAAGUUAAUAGUAGUUCUAGUUGUGCCAUUUCAAUCUCUGUUGCUGAAUGCUUCUCUAUGUGUUGAUCUAUUUGUUUACGGCACCACAUAUGCAAAAGUACAACUGUUUGUUUUGUAUGUUUAAGUUAUAAAUUAAAUGAUUGUAAAAAAAAAUUAUAAAUUAAAUAUAUGACGUAAUUUAAGAACAA